CCCCUCCUUCCCUUUCCUUCGAAGGGACCAACACAAAGCCUUCACACCUUGAGAAAUUGCAAUGUUAUUAUAGACUUGUGGUUUAAAUAAAACCAGCAUAUUUGAUAUUUUCCGGUUCCUAAAACAUCCAUUUUAUGAUUUUCUCCCCCAAAACUUUCUGCCUCUUGCGUGCUUAAAUCAAUUAGGUAAUUGGACGUUAUUGCUGUCUUUUAUCAAAGAUUUCCUAAGGAUGUCAACACCGCAACCUCAACGUCUCCGGCUCCUCCACUUGUUUAUCCUCGGCAUUCUCUCCUUUGCCUUGCUCUUCCAUCCUUCUCGGGCAGAUAUCGGCACUGCCAGCCUAUACAAUCCUCCUUAUUCUCCAACGGCUUGUUUUGGUGGUGACCGUUCACAAUUCCCGGCAAGCAACCUGUUCGCAGCGGCCGGAGAAAAGGUAUGGGACAAUGGGGCGGCUUGUGGGAGGCAGUAUUUGUUGAAAUGCAUAAAUUCAGCGGUGGCAGGAGCUUGUGUUCAAGGCCAACCACAGAUUCAAGUGAUCGUCGUUGACCGGGCUUUGACUUCCGUUUCGAAGCCUUCUAGAGCUGGCACUAAUCUCGUUCUCUCCAAUACUGCUUAUGCUGCCGUUGCCAAUCCUUCUGCUCCCUUCAUCAACAUUGACUUCAUUCAGUAGGUUCUUACUUUUUAGUUCUCUCAUAAUUUUUUUUUUAUUACUUUGUUGAUAAGAUCUGUAUACGUGUGAUUCAUAAUAAAAUAGUGAGUAUACAAAUAAUUAACAGAGGAUAAUUAUUUUAGAACGGAACUGUUAAGAAAGUUAUGAAGCUAAGGUUCAGGUUAUCAGUUACGAGGAAACAUGAUAUUCCCUUCUGUGUGGGUUUUCUACAUGUAAAUCAUCAAAGAUUCUUUAUAGGGGAUGUUAAAAUAGACUUGUUCUCCUUGGCUUGUAGCAAUUGGAGCGUGCAUGCAUGAGAGCCUCUUUUGGUAGUUCCUAAGCAACCGUAUGAUACUAUAAUAUUUGUUUUUUUUUUUUUUUUCCCUCCCUUUUGUCACAUACUUCAUUUGUUUCCAAUAAUGAAUAUCGACUUUUAUUUUACAUAGAGAUUGAUGAUUGAUGAAUCUUUGUAAACAAAAUUUUUAAAUAAUCUCCUCUUAGUUUAUUAAGAUAAUUAAUUUACUGGUCAUUUAUCAUGACGAGGGUGGACGUCGACGAAGAGAUACAACCUAUGAAUCAAUGAUAGUGAUGGUG
Molecule: messenger RNA, 1243 nt
Organism: Oldenlandia corymbosa var. corymbosa
Lineage: Eukaryota; Viridiplantae; Streptophyta; Magnoliopsida; Gentianales; Rubiaceae
Source: the annotation of a GenBank genome assembly